Asparagus officinalis (garden asparagus) is the source of this 2511-nucleotide messenger RNA. RefSeq names its product probable rhamnogalacturonate lyase B. The record is from RefSeq and is a predicted model, not a curated record. Gene Ontology annotation, biological process: carbohydrate metabolic process. Gene Ontology annotation, molecular function: catalytic activity; carbohydrate binding. The transcript has 16 exons. Lineage: Eukaryota; Viridiplantae; Streptophyta; Magnoliopsida; Asparagales; Asparagaceae. The coding region runs from base 229 to 2283 and encodes 684 amino acids.
AAAAGACAGAGAGGGCCGCACUUCACCCUAGAAAAAAAGAUAUAAAAAUCCAACAAUAACCCCUCAAUUCCCAAUAUCCAAUACCCAAAUUUGACAAAAAAAAAUAAAUAAAAAAAUGAUCAAACCAUCACAAAUGCAUGACAAGUGUCAAAAACCCACACAGAGAGGAGACCAAGCCAGUCCCCCCUCCUCCUCUGCGAAGAGAUCGUAGCUUUGAAGAGGAGCUUGAUGCUUGGCCUCCAAUCCAAGCAAAACCCUAUACAAAACCCUCACACAAUUUCAACAGCACAUAUGGGUCCUCUUCGCAAACUAAGGAGGGUCAUAGAAAAUUGCUGCACAUCGGGUGGUCCUGCUACGAUGUCGCCGAUUGGGGUUCGCCUUUCUGUUCAAGAUCGAUAUGUGACAAUUGACAAUGGGAUACUGCAACUUACGUUGUCGAAGCCCGACGGGAUCGUCACUGGAGUUCAGUAUAAUGGUGUGGAUAAUUUGAUGGAGGUUCUGAACAAAGAAGAUAACAGAGGGUACUGGGAUCUCGUUUGGAGUGAACCUGGAAGCAAUGGAAUAUUCGAUGUGAUUAAAGGUACUGAUUUUAGGAUAAUAGCUGAAGAUGAUAAUCGAGUGGAGGUUUCAUUCACCAGGAUGUGGGAUCCUUCCCUAAAAGGCACUCUUGUACCUUUAAACAUUGACAAGCGGUUUAUAGUUCUCCGAGGAUCUUCAGGCUUCUAUACUUAUGCAAUUUAUGAACACUUGGAAGGAUGGCCUGAUUUUGAUAUCGCAGAGACCCGGGUAGCAUUCAAGCUUAGAAAAGACAAGUUUCAGUACAUGGCACUAGCAGAUAAUAGACAGAGGAUCAUGCCCAUGCCUGAUGACCGUUUGCCUGGGAGGGGUCAGCAAUUAGCAUAUCCUGAAGCCGUCCUUCUGACGAAUCCGAUCAAUCCAGAACUCAGAGACGAGGUGGAUGACAAAUAUCAAUACUCGAUAGAAAACAAGGACAACAAGGUUCAUGGUUGGGUUUCUUUUGAUCCACCGAUUGGUUUUUGGCAGAUCACACCUAGCAAUGAGUUCAGAACUGGAGGACCCGUCAAGCAAAAUCUUACUUCGCAUGUCGGUCCCACUACACUUGCUAUAUUUUUCAGUGCUCAUUAUUCUGGGGCUGACCUCGUGCCAAAAUUUAGAGGUGGAGAAUACUGGAAAAAGGUUUUUGGCCCGGUGUUUAUGUACCUUAAUUCUUCAUGGAUUUUUACAGAUCCACAGCUUCUUUGGGAGGACGCCAAAAUUCAGAUGCAGAUUGAAGUAGAUAGUUGGCCUUAUAAUUUUCCCCUGUCAGAGGACUAUCCAACAAUUGAGCAGAGAGGUUCUGUUACUGGUAGACUGCUUAUCCGUGAUAGGCAUGCAGAUGAUGAUUACAUCUAUGCAGAUUCUGCGUAUGUUGGCUUGGCUUUACCAGGAGAUACCGGGUCAUGGCAAAGGGAAUGCAAGGGCUACCAAUUUUGGACUAGGGCCGAUGCUUUUGGAAAUUUCACCAUUAGCAAUGUUCGAACUGGAGACUACAAUCUUUAUGCAUGGGUUCCUGGUUUUAUUGGAGACUAUAAAUUUGACGCAACUAUAUCGAUAACCUCUGGAUGUUUUAUUGAUUUGGGGGAUAUUGUAUAUGCGCCUCCAAGAGAUGGUCCUACCUUAUGGGAGAUAGGUAUCCCUGAUCGUUCUGCUGCUGAGUUCUAUGUUCCGGAUCCUAACCCCAACUAUGUUAACAGGCUCUAUAUAAAUCAUCCUGACAAGUUUAGGCAAUAUGGCUUAUGGGAGAGAUAUGCAGAGUUAUACCCAGAUGGUGACCUUGUUUAUACUGUUGGUGAGAGUGAUUACACAAAGGAUUGGUUCUUUGCCCAAGUUACAAGGAAGAGUGACGAUCAAACCUCCUAUAUUCCGACCACUUGGCAAAUAAGAUUCAAACUUGACACCGUUUACCAAAAUGGAAGUUACAAGCUAAGGAUCGCCAUUGCAUCAGCGACAUAUUCAGAAUUACAAGUCCGCUUCAACAAUUUGAAUAUAAAUCCUCCUCAUUUUUCAACGGGGCUAAUUGGCAGAGACAACUCGAUUGCAAGACAUGGAAUCCAUGGAUUAUAUCGGUUGUAUAGCAUCGACGUGAAGAGCGUUUGGCUUGUUGAAGGCGAGAAUACUAUUUUCCUCACACAAUCGAGGAGCACGAGCCCUUUUCAGGGGAUUAUGUACGAUUACCUUCGUUUAGAAGGGCCAUCUGGCUCUGACGCGAAUGAGAGGAUAUGAUCAUCAAUGCAUUUCGAAUAGUAUAUGAUUCCUAAGUCUUCUAAUCUAUUGAAGUUGGUUUGGAGGUAUUAUGGUUGUAUGUUUAUGUAGUUAUAUUAAAGACGAGGGAGUUGAAGCUAGUUGGUAGCUAUUUUGUUCAUUGUGUAAAAGUUGCAACUACAAUUUGCAUGUAAUUGGGAUAUUUCAUCGCAAUUGCGGUUGUUAGUUCCAUGUAAUAAGUUCACAUUA